Messenger RNA from Hemibagrus wyckioides, 2063 nucleotides. RefSeq names its product leukocyte elastase inhibitor-like. The transcript is spliced from 7 exons. The record is from RefSeq and is a predicted model, not a curated record. Gene Ontology annotation, molecular function: serine-type endopeptidase inhibitor activity. Gene Ontology annotation, biological process: negative regulation of endopeptidase activity. Bases 121 to 1317 code for a protein of 398 amino acids. Lineage: Eukaryota; Metazoa; Chordata; Actinopteri; Siluriformes; Bagridae.
GGGAGGUGGGGCUCAGAGGGGCGGAGAGCUGAUAAAUAACACGGUCACACACACUGAGGAACACUGCGUUUGAUCAGACACCAGAUCACUUCAACAGUACAGGAGCAGAGGUUUUGCAAAAUGGAGUCUCUUUCAAUGGCAAACACCAAUUUUGCGUUUCACCUGUUCAGCAAGAUCAAGGAAGGCAACAAAACCAAUAAUAUCUUCUACUCUCCUCUCAGCAUCUCUUCUGCACUGUCCAUGGUGUCUCUAGGAGCUGCAGGCAAUACGGCAACUCAGAUGUCUGAGACUCUACACCAAAACAAAGCCAAGGAUGACACCCAUGUCAGCUUCAACAAACUGAUGACUGAACUGAACAAAGCAGGAGCUCCGUAUACCCUCAGCCUGGCCAAUCGGCUUUAUGGAGAACAGAGCUACCAGUUUGUAGAGAAAUUUCUAAGUGACACAAAAACACACUACAAAGCUGAGCUGGAAACUGUUGACUUUAAAUCAAAUGCAGAAGCUUCACGUGUCAAAAUUAAUAACUGGGUAGAGAAACAAACUAAAGAAAAGAUCAAGAACUUGCUGGUGGAAGGAGUUGUUGACAAUUUGACCAAACUUGUCUUGGUGAACGCCAUCUACUUAAAGUGCAACUGGGAGAAGCAGUUUAAACAUUAUGACACAAAGGAGCAUCCUUUCAAAAUAAAUAAGAGAGAAACUAAACCAGUGCAGAUGAUGAAUCAGACAGCCAUGUUUCCCCUGGCCUUUAUUCCUGAGAUGCAGUGCAAGAUUCUUGAAAUGCCAUAUGAGGGCCAGGAGCUCAGCAUGCUAAUUAUGCUACCUGUUGAGAUUGAAGAUGAUACUACUGGCCUUGAGAAGCUUGAGAAACAUCUCACCUAUGAGAAGUUCACUGAGUGGACACGGCCCAAUAGGAUGAACACUGUGAUGGUGAAGGUGUCUUUACCGCGGUUCACACUGGAGGAAACCUAUGACAUGGAGGAACUGCUAAUCAGCAUGGGCAUGGUAGAUGCCUUUGACCCAGUCAAGUGUGAUUUUUCAUGCAUGUCUCCGAGUAGUGAUCUGGUGCUCUCCAAGGUUGUGCAUAAGUCAUUUGUAGAGGUGAAUGAGGAAGGCACUGAAGCAGCUGCGGCUACUGGAGGAGUGAUUCUACAGUGUUUAAUAAUUCCAUCAGAGCACUUUGUGGCUGACCACCCCUUUCUCUUUUUCAUUCAACACAAGACAACCCGAAGCAUUCUCUUUUGUGGCCGCUACAGCCCUCCUAAAUUGCCUAACUUGCAGGUAGACAGAUUGGGUACACUAAAUUGUCGCUAUUUGUGAAUGAGUGUGUGAAUGUAAAGGUGAGAGGUGAGCAGAUGACCAUUGAAACAUCUUUAGUCUUUCCCAAGUCACAGAAGGGAAAACAGCACAGUCUGCUCUUAGCUAAAUCAAAAUCUGACACAUGGAGCUACUGGAAAGCCAAAUAAGGAGCAUCCAUGAAGUGUUUCUAGACAUGGCCAUACUGGUAGAAGUAAAAUCAACAUAUAUAAUCAACAUGUUCAACCUUUGCUUAAGAAGCAAGGUUUGAAUGAAAGUUGUUUUAACAACUUUCGGCCUGUUUCAAAUUUAUCAUUUUUGUCAAAGCUUUUGGAAAAAGUUGUGCAACUACACUUGACCACAUUUUUAACUAGAGCUAACUUAUUUGGACCUCUUCAGUCUGGGCUCACUGCUUUUCAUAGUUCGGAGUCUGCUUUGCUUAAAGUGUUCAAUGACGUUCUUGUUGCAGUCGAUGCUGGUAAAAAUGCAGUACUGAUUCUUCUUGACUUUACUGCUGCCUUUGAUACCGUGGACCAUAAUGUUCUUAUUUGGCGUUUAGAACAUCUGUUUGGUAUCGGGGGCACUGCUUUGCAUUGGUUUAAUUCUUACCUUAAAGACAAGUCUUUUUCUGUGGAGCUAGGUCAGUUUUCUUCAUCAUCUGCCCCAAUUACUUGUGGUGUACCUCAGGGCUCUGUUCUGGGACCGCUUCUUUUUAAACUGUAUAUGCGCUCUUUGGGGGAUAUUAUUAGGAAGCAUAAUAUUUCUUUUCA